This is a messenger RNA of Zerene cesonia (dogface butterfly), 773 nucleotides long. RefSeq names its product zinc finger CCHC domain-containing protein 24-like. The transcript has 4 exons. Gene Ontology annotation, molecular function: nucleic acid binding; zinc ion binding. The record is from RefSeq and is a predicted model, not a curated record. The coding region runs from base 181 to 765 and encodes 194 amino acids. NCBI's taxonomy places the organism in Eukaryota, Metazoa, Arthropoda, Insecta, Lepidoptera, Pieridae.
UACAGUCACUGUGCAGACGGCGCGCGCGCAUCCCGCACAACGUACGAUCCAAAAAUAAUCCUCACCCGGCCGACCGCGCACAUGCCCGAACGUGAAAACAUUCCAUUUUCGAAUUCAAAUUUUCGAAUUUCGAGUGAUUAGUGCUGUACGUUUAUCGAUAAGUGCGACACCGAUGCGGCGAUGUCGCCAACCGCCCUCGGCGGAGAUUUGCCUCAAUGGUGCGGCAAGACAGAGGGCUGCCCUCAGGCGUUGCUCGGCUGGCUAUAUCUGACUCAUGAUCAGAACGAUCAGUGGGUACCCGGUUCAGUAUGGGGCCCGCUUCCCACAGCGGCACCCGGGACGACCCAGCCGCCAGCAGACGACGCCAGCUCACUAGCAGAGCAGUUGGCGGCCCUGUCACUGCGGAGACCACCUCGGCCCCCGCCCCCGGCAUACAUGUGUCACUUAUGCUUCAAGAAAGGACAUUAUAUUGGAGACUGUCCACAGGCCCGUCCGAAAGGCGAAGGGUUAACCCCGUAUCAAGGCAAGAAACGGUGCUUUGGCGAGUACAAGUGCCCCAAAUGUAAACGCAAAUGGAUGAGCGGUAACUCCUGGGCCAACAAUGGGCAGGAGUGCAUCAAAUGCCGGAUCAACGUGUUCCCACAUAAACAGAGGCCUCUCGAGAAACCCGACGGGUUGGACGUCAGCGACCAAUCGAAGAUACAUCCACAGCACCUCUGCCAGAAGUGCAGGUCUUUGGGAUACUAUUGUCGACGCGAAUAUUAAAAAAAAAA